This is a messenger RNA of Tarenaya hassleriana, 1465 nucleotides long. Its product is annotated as transcription factor MYB86. The record is from RefSeq and is a predicted model, not a curated record. The transcript is spliced from 3 exons. Gene Ontology annotation, biological process: regulation of stomatal movement. NCBI's taxonomy places the organism in Eukaryota, Viridiplantae, Streptophyta, Magnoliopsida, Brassicales, Cleomaceae. The coding region runs from base 138 to 1265 and encodes 375 amino acids.
AAUCUCUCUCUCUCUCUCUCUCUCUCUCUCUCUCUCUCUCUCUCUGAGAACGGCCAUUAAUGGUCUUCAUCUCUUUUUCUCAGCUGAAACACGCAUAGAUUUCAAGAAGCUUGGAAUUCAGCAUUGCAAUAUAAGGCAUGGGGCGACAUUCUUGUUGUUACAAGCAGAAGCUAAGGAAGGGCCUCUGGUCUCCCGAAGAGGACGAGAAGCUCCUCAAUCACGUCACCAAACACGGCCAUGGAUGCUGGAGCUCUGUUCCUAAACUCGCCGGGUUGCAGAGAUGCGGUAAAAGCUGCAGACUUCGGUGGAUUAACUACCUGAGACCUGAUUUGAAGAGAGGGGCUUUUUCAUCAGAGGAAGAGAAUCUGAUCAUCGAACUCCAUUCUGUUCUUGGAAACAGGUGGUCUCAGAUUGCUGCAAGGCUUCCGGGAAGAACAGACAACGAGAUAAAGAAUCUAUGGAACUCAUGCAUCAAGAAGAAGCUUAAGCAGAAAGGGAUUGACCCAAACACGCACAAGCCUCUCUCCGAGGUUGACAACAAUGGCGACAAUAAAGAAAAACAGACAAGAACAUCACCUGCAGAAACACCGUCCAACAAGUCUUCUCUUGUCUGUAAUAACGAGCCCAAACUCGUGAACCCAUCUCGGAGUUCUUCAUCUGCAGCUAAUCAUCAAGACUUCUACCCGGAGAGAGCUUCGGAUUUAUCCGACUUUUUCGCUUUCCAGAAGCUUAAUUUCAGCUCCAACCUUCUCUCCUCGAUGCUCUCCUGUAGCAUGCCGAGUUCCGUUCCAAACUCGGUCUUUCAGACGCCGGUUUGCGUGAAGCCGUCGGUUAAUCUCCCGACGGGAAACAGUUCCAGUUCCAGGGUUUCUGGAGGAGACCAUCAUCCCAAGGCGGCGGCGGCGCCGACAUGGGAAGUGAGCUCAUCAAGCUUCGCCAACAACGGCGGUGGCGGUGAAUUGCAGAGUAACGUCAGUCCUUCGAGUUUCUUCGACAAUGGCGGCGGCUUCACGUGGGCGAUCACGGAUUCACCAACGCUCGUAAAAGAUAAUACCAAUCCCUUGGAAGAAGAGAUGAAAUGGUCAGAGUGCGGACUCAACGCUGAGUUCUUCGUCGGAAGCCAAAGCUCUCAGCCCAUUUACGUUGGUCCGAUGGUGAAAUCAAACACCGAUUACUUAGCCAAUGACUCGAACGCAUCCACUGAUCCUUGGAGCCAAAACCAACAUGAUUUCCAUGCGACCGUGCCAUUUGGUCAGACCCUUUAGCUUGAUUUUAACACACAUAUAUAUACUAUAUAUAUGUAUACGUACAUACAUUGAAGAAAUUCUUCUGUAUGGUAAUGACUCAUUGGGCAUGUUGUCGUUUUCUGUAAGUGUGGCUUAUACUUUGGUGUUCUUCUUCCUUCUCUGUAAAUUUCAGUCUCAUACUAUAUAUACUUGUUUUGAAUCCUUUUGUUACAAAAAUA